Molecule: messenger RNA, 1164 nt
Organism: Talaromyces rugulosus
Lineage: Eukaryota; Fungi; Ascomycota; Eurotiomycetes; Eurotiales; Trichocomaceae
Exons: 1
Coding region: 1-1164 (387 amino acids)
Source: RefSeq, a predicted model, not a curated record
AUGUCGCCCAGGUUGUCUUGCCUGCUGGCUGCCUCCGUCGCCCUCGGGGGAUGGGCCAGCGCUGAUUUCACCCCAACGGUGUCUGGAACACCGCAGGUGCUGGGGAAUGUCACAGACCCGACCAUCGACCGCGACUCCUGCACCUCGGUCAGGUUUGGGGACCGCGCCCUUUGGACAUGCCGGGACUCGCAGCCAUAUGACAGCAAUGGCAUUCCAACGCUCCCCGUAUACUCCAGCUCGGCGUCGUGGACCGACUUCAACUCGUCCGGUCAGCCGAACGUCCAAAUCGGCAUCCAGAGUGCCCAGGGUGACCAGUACGGCCUGCUCUGCUACGGCGAUAACAAUCAGAAGCCGUUUUUCCCUAUAAUCUCGUCCGAAUGCAGCGACAACUCGGCCGGCGUGUGCUCGGAUGGAACCCGCUAUGCCAUUUGGCCAGACUCCCCCCCGCUGGUCACCGAAGCCGAUAUCAACACCGGAGCCGUGGCUGCGUAUACCUGGAUCCACCAGGCUCACCUCACGCCUUCGUUGCUGUCGCUAGACCCAGACCCUCCGGCCACACUCUACCGUAUCAACUAUACCCCGACAUCCAGUGCCUCUGACGCGGAUUCAUCGGCCCUGCCCACGGUGACCACCGUCAACAACAACUUCUGGACUGCCGGUCAGCUGUCCUAUGGUGUGUACGGGGGAGUUGUCUCCAACGGCACUGCGUAUUUAUACGGCCAGAACACCGCUGGCACCGUCGGCCUCGCGCAGGUCCCGGCCGGUUCGAUCGAAGACCAAACAGCCUACCAAUACUACGUGAACGGCGCAUGGACUUCCACCGCCCCCGGAGUCAAUGACACUGGUCUCAACAUUGAAAACGCCAGCGCCGGUGGCCAAGGAACCUACUACUUCUCGAGCGUGUGGAACCUGUUCGUCUGGAUCGGACAAGCAUCGGGAGGCCUCGGCGCCGACUUUUACAUCACCACUGCCGCAGCUCCCGAGGGUCCCUGGGCGCGACCCACGAAGUUUUACUCUGGUGAAAGCAAUGGGUUGGCGUACUCGCUGCAGGCGAACCCCAGCCUACUUACGAAUUCGAGUGAAAAUGCUAUUUACCUGACCUGGACUGCUAGUAACAACAUGGGCUAUUAUACUACCUUGGCUUAUGUUGAAUGGGAAUCCUGA